Molecule: messenger RNA, 1719 nt
Organism: Metschnikowia bicuspidata var. bicuspidata NRRL YB-4993
Lineage: Eukaryota; Fungi; Ascomycota; Pichiomycetes; Serinales; Metschnikowiaceae
Gene: ALG8
Product: dolichyl-P-Glc:Glc1Man(9)GlcNAc(2)-PP-dolichol alpha-1,3-glucosyltransferase
Exons: 1
Coding region: 1-1719 (572 amino acids)
Biological process (GO): protein N-linked glycosylation
Cellular component (GO): endoplasmic reticulum membrane
Molecular function (GO): dolichyl pyrophosphate Glc1Man9GlcNAc2 alpha-1,3-glucosyltransferase activity
Source: RefSeq, a predicted model, not a curated record
AUGUCGCCCAGCACUGAGGCCCCGGCAGAAGUGCCACGAAACGCCGCCAACACGCCCCCCAGACGGCCACAGACCCCCGCCGGGUUUCCGCGCGGCUCGCUCCUCAACAUCUGGGUGCUCUCGCUUUUCUUGAAGGGCCUCCUUGUCGUCGGCUACCACUCCACGGAUUUCGACGUGCACCGGAACUGGCUCGCCAUCACCAACAAGCUCCCAAUGGCGCAGUGGUACACGGAGAACACCAGCCAAUGGACGCUCGACUACCCGCCCUUCUUCGCGUACUUCGAGUGCGCGCUCUCGCAGCUCGUGCCGCCGGUGGUGGCUGCCGAUGGGUGCCUCGAUAUCGUCGAGGUGGGCCAGUACGGCCUUCCGACUGUGUAUUUCCAGCGGGCCUCGGUGAUGGCCACCGAGGCCGUGUUGUUCUUGGCGCUCCAGUGGUACGUGCGCACGGCGGCGCCGGCGGAACAGGCCCGUGCGUUUGCCGUGGCCCUGAGCCUCAUUCUAUCGCCCGGGCUUGUUCUCAUUGACCACAUGCAUUUCCAGUACAACGGCAUGAUGUACGGGCUCCUUGUGCUCAUGAUCAACUGCGCCCGGCUCGAGAAGCACGUGCUCUGCGGGCUCUGUUUCGCCGUGCUCCUCUGCUUCAAGCACAUCUAUCUUUACUUGGCGCCGGCCGUGUUCAUCUAUCUUCUCCGCGCGUACACGCUAAACCUCCGCUACGACACCAAGAGGAGCGCGCUUGCCAACGGCGUGCGGCUCGUCAAAUGGCGCAAUCUCUUGAAGCUUGGCGCCACGGUGGCGGCGGUGUUUGGCGUGGCGUUUGCGCCCUUCAUCUACCACGGCGUGAUGCCGCAGCUUGUGCUGCGCUUGUUCCCAUUCAGCAGGGGCUUGACCCACGCGUACUGGGCGCCCAACAUCUGGGCGGUGUACUCGUUUUUGGACCGCGUGCUUCUCCAGGCGUACCGGCAGAUUCCCCUUGCGCAGGUGCCGCUCCAAAAGCUCUUGAAACUCGACGCCCGGCUCCUCGACGCCUCGGCGGUGCUCAAGUCCGGCACGCGCGGCCUUGUGGGCGACGUGGAGUUCGUGGUGCUCCCGGAAAUCACGCCCAAGCUCACGUUUAUGCUCACGUUGUUCUACCAGGUCAUGGCGCUCAUUCCGCUCUUCAUCCAGCCGACGUACGAGCGCUUUCUAGGUGCGUUGACGCUCUGCGCAUACGCGUCCUUUCUCUUUGGCUGGCACGUGCACGAAAAGGCGAUCUUGUUGGUGAUCUUCCCGCUCUCGUUCCUCAUGACCAGGGACAAGCGGCUCUUGAGCUUGUUCAACCUCGUGGCUGCGUGCGGGUACGUGUCGCUUUUCCCGCUCAUCUUCACCUGCGAGGAGUGGCUCGUCAAGGUGGUGUUCACCACGUUGUGGUACUUGAUCUACUACUUCGUGUUCCGCAAAGUGGUGCGGAUCCCCACGCACAAGAACUCGCACCAGGCGUACUCGAGCUACUUGCUGUUGGACCGCGUGUCGUCGUUGUACAUCUUGGGGCUCAUCCCCGUGACGGGCUUCGUGACGUUGAUCGAUGUCUUUGAGCUGAAGUUGGAGGUCUUGGAGAAAAUGGCCUUUUUGAAACUCAUGAUCGUGAGCGUGUACUGCGCCGCCGGCAUCAUCAGCUCCUGGAACGGCUUCAACUGGCUCUACUUUGUCGACGAAAGCAUCUGGGACACGGACACCUGA